Chinchilla lanigera (long-tailed chinchilla) is the source of this 6704-nucleotide messenger RNA. RefSeq names its product regulator of G-protein signaling 7 binding protein (gene Rgs7bp). NCBI's taxonomy places the organism in Eukaryota, Metazoa, Chordata, Mammalia, Rodentia, Chinchillidae. Gene Ontology annotation, cellular component: nucleus; postsynapse; neuron projection. The transcript is spliced from 6 exons. Gene Ontology annotation, biological process: G protein-coupled receptor signaling pathway. The record is from RefSeq and is a predicted model, not a curated record. The coding region runs from base 714 to 1487 and encodes 257 amino acids.
GCGGUGGGGGAAGGGGUUUGCAUGGACGGAUCACAUUAGUAUUCCCGUCCUAUCAAUGUUCGGGGCCUCGACCAACGUCAGCCGGACCGAUUUCCUGCGUCUGCCAGUCCCGCCACGGAUUCUUUUGCGAUCCUUAAACAAGGAACCCGUAGAGACGAGGGAUCAAGGCAACAGAUUAGAGCCAAUUGCCUGCUGCGGGUACAGCCAGCCCUUCCAGGCCUGGCGACCGUGGAGAGAGGGAAAAGAUGAACUGAGCGACGCCGCGGGAAGACAUUGGAGCAGGAGCGACACCCCCUCCCGCCCCCCACCUUGCAGCGCAGGCUUUGAGAGCUGCUCCCCCAUCUGAAUGGAAACUCAGCGCCGCAGGGCUGCGCGUUCCUUCUGGCUCAGCGGGGCGAUCCCUGCCGAGAGGAGCGCGGUGCGCGUCCGCGACAGCGCCCAACUCCCGGGACAGGGCCCGCAAUGCUGCUGAGCAGAACUUGAUCGCGCCCCUUCCUCGCUGCUAGUGGACGCGAUGCUGCACGGCGCAGCCAGCGCUUCCCCGGCUCUCCUUCAAGCUGAAGGUUACCCACCCGCGCAGCCAGCCCCAGCCCUGUGAGCGGCGCGUCUCGGUCCCGGCUCCGGCUGCUUGGCCGCGGCGUGCAGGGCAACCACCGGGCCGCCCGCGCAGGGGCGCACUGCACCAGCGGCUUCGGCUUGGUGGAUGUGUAUGCAUGAGUUCUGCACCGAAUGGGCGCAAAAAGCGCCCCAGCCGGUCCACCCGCUCCUCGAUCUUCCAGAUCAGCAAGCCUCCGCUGCAGAGCGGGGACUGGGAGCGCAGGGGCAGCGGCUCCGAAAGCGCCCACAAAACCCAAAGAACCCUGGACGACUGCAAGAUGCUCGUCCAAGAGUUCAACACACAAGUGGCCCUGUACCGAGAAUUGGUCAUUUCUAUUGGGGACGUCUCUGUCAGCUGCCCCUCGCUCCGGGCGGAAAUGCACAAGACAAGAACCAAAGGCUGUGAAAUGGCCCGACAGGCACACCAAAAACUGGCUGCCAUCUCAGGCCCAGAAGAUGGGGAGAUACAUCCAGAAAUCUGUCGGCUUUACAUACAGCUGCAGUGCUGCUUAGAAAUGUACACGACAGAGAUGCUAAAAUCCAUUUGUUUGCUGGGUUCCCUUCAGUUUCAUCGAAAAGGAAAGGAAGCCGGUGGGGGAACAAAGAGUUUGGACUGCAAAAUUGAGGAGAGUGCUGAAACUCCUGCCCUAGAGGACUCCUUGUCUUCCCCCAGUGACAGUCAGCAGCACUCCUGGCAGGUUUCCACAGACAUCGAGAACACCGAAAGAGACAUGCGUGAAAUGAAAAACCUUUUAAGCAAACUCAGGGAAACUAUGCCUUUACCGUUGAAAAAUCAAGAUGACAGCAGCCUUCUGAAUCUAACUCCCUAUCCACUGGUUAGAAGACGGAAGAGAAGGUUCUUUGGGCUGUGUUGUCUCGUCUCAAGCUAGGCGGCUCUCCGGGAAACUCACCGCUGGGAACACCUGAAAAAAAAAAAUCACAAAACUCGAGGACCUCCAGACAGCUAAACCAUACAGUGAUUGGUUUUUCUAUGCUUCCUUCUUACUUUUACCCACCUCUCCCUGCCCUUUUCAAUGAUUUUACACUUGAAAGCACCUGCCAUCAAGGAAAAAAAAAAAAAGGAACAGAUUUAAAAAGCAGGCUGUUUUUUUAAAGGAUUUUUAAAGUUGACAUUGUGCAUGUCUGCUCCAAACCAUGCCAUGACAGAUGCAAGACUUAUGAUUUUUAAAUUAUUUAAAGAUUUUUUAAGUGUAUUAUAGAGAGCAUUAUUUCACAUAUAAAAAUGUAUCUGUAGCGCUUGGUGAUCUUAUGUUAACACCUUAUCAUGUAUGGAAGAAGUCUUUAAACAUAGAAAUCUAAUUAAAACUAUAAAACUGUUUUAAAAAACCAAUCUAUCAAUAUCAUUAGAAAUAAUAUAAGUAAACAUGUACCACCUCACCCAUUGCUUUCUUUGCACUCAUUUACUUUUAGUCUUCCCUUCUGUCAGAAUCUAAACCUUCACCAUAAAAAUAUCUUCCUAAUUUAUAAUGCAACAAAAGUCACAUAUGAAAAAAAUACGUUUUGUAAAUACAUAAUAAUCCUAAUACCUUCAUAUAAAUGCUUAUGGGCAACUAAUUUCCCUUUGAUCCAAUGGUGUCUUUUUCAGCUUCUCGGAGAAUGAAGUUAUCCAGUUAGGAAAUGGUGUAGUAACAUAUACAAUUACCCUCAAAUGUAAAAUUGAAUAUUAUCACAUUUUGUUCUAAUUGAACUCUGAAGCAUGGUGUCUGCACAUCAGCAUAGUGUUAACUUAUAGGGCAUGCUGGAAUUAGCUCAGAUCGUAAAAAUAUUAACAUUUUACAUUAUUAAUAAAAAUGUUUUUAGUUAAGCUAAGCUUGUCUCAUUUUAGAUGACUAUGCAGAUAUGACUUUUCCAAUGUGUACUUGGUGUCUUGUCUUCCGCUUAGAGUACUGACAGCAGGACACGUUAAGCAAUACUAUAUUUUAGAAAGGAGGAAGUCACGUGCUUUGUUUUUCUGCUCACAGCUUUGUUGCAGUCUUCCUCCACUAAACUUGUAACAUGGCUCAAAUUUUGUUCUAUUUCCCCCUUUUAACCUUUGACCCAUUUCCCAAACAGAAUUUCCCAUGACUGGAAAGAUCAAGUCUUUCCACUUCUUUUCUUGUUUCUAUAGUUUGAAAAAUCAAGCUGGACAGGAGGCACCAGCACAAUAGAAGUAUGAGCUAGAAGCCUACAUGCGGUUUAUAUAAGACUCAUUUUCAACCCCAACCCUGCACAGGCAUUUACAUGUACACUAAUAUCUUGACCUAAAAACUAAAUGUAUUAAUGCUUUUAGCUUAAAUGAAGAAGGAGAAAGUGAAAAAUUAUUAUAUUAGGUUGAAUUAUAUGAAAUUGCUGAUAUUUGACUGUUUUGCUCUAUUAAAACGGCAGUUUCAGAUAAUUCCCCCUAGUAUCUGAAGUGAAAGUAAAAUAAUUAAAAGAUUAGAAGACAUCUCAAAAGGCUAUGCAGGUCCCUGCUUUAAUUAUACCAGCUGUCACUUGGCCUUGUUCUUGACUUACAUGCUUGGGUUGCAGCAAACUGGUAUUUAAGGCAUAGUGCCAAGGUUGCCCGGCUUCACAAAAGGAAGUACCCUGAACAAGCUACAUGAGAAAAAUCAUAAUUUUCUAAAUCAAAAACUUGUGAAACUAUUGUGAUAGUAUGUUAUUACAAGUAACCAUUCCUGGAUUCACCUAGUCUGCUGACCUUGAUUUUCAUAAAUCAACCUUAAUUAAGCUUAAUAUUCUUUUCUGAAUCAGGCUCAUUUUCAAUGUUAUUUCACUUAAGGGUCAUUGUUGUCCAGAUUAUGAAGUAGGCCAAAUUGGCAUGCACUCCUCUCCUGCCUCGGCCCUCUCCUACCCUUUGACUAUAUUGAACCCUUAGCCUCAGUCUUGUUCCUAUUAAUCCAUGCAAAAUUAUUCAUUGAACAGCCCAACCUUGAUAUUCAGCACGUUCUUCUAAAUGCCUGACCUACAUCAUUUCUGCUUGGUUAAUUUGAGCUCACUCUCGCCUUAGUCUCAGUGUGAAAGUAACACUUAUCUUAUGUGCAAUUGUCCUUUGUACGACUAAAGACUGUUAAUAAAUUCAGAUCUCACCUCCAUGUCUGGGAAGGCUGUAGUAGCUAUUCAUGGAGAUGGGAAUUUGUCUAAUUACCUAGCCAGACUUUCCAUGUCUAAGAUAAUAUAUUCAGCCACCUUAUAUUUUAUUCAUAGUGCCUGUUUUCCAGCCUUCGAUCAAUUUUAUAGUUCCCAUAGACGUACUCCAAGAUUUAUAGAUGUUCUUUCAGUAGCAGAUCCUAAAAUUACAUUUAGUACUCAAAGUUCUGAUAAUCUCCAUUGGCACAUGGUUGCAAUAGGUGAUUCGCCAUCCCCAUUUGAUAUGCCAGUGCAUCCUUUAGGAGCUGCCCCUCUCUCCUCCCACCUUCCAAGGGCAUUCUCAGGUAUAGUUCCAUGAGAUAAAAUUCUGCUGUCUUAGCUUCCUUCUAGUAAUUUACCUUGAGAUUGGCAAUUAACUGAGCUGAUCUCUAAAGGUAAGGAGAAAACAGUGAACCUGUUUUCUCGUGUGUACCCAUGUGCUUGAAAUGGCAAAUGAUGUAAACAGGGCACACACUCAUUUUGUCUCCAGUCUUUCAUAACCCAUAUUGAUUGUUAUUUUUCCAAAUUACAAGGACAAUAAAUGUUCUUUGUGGUAAAUCUGAAAAAUACUACCAUAUAACAAAAGUUAAAAUCACCUGAAUCCCACCACAAUCUUAUUGUUUAAAACUACAUUUUUGGGCUUUAAAUCAGUAAGGGACUAGGUCCAAAGGCACUUUUAGAUAAGACAGAUAAAAUGUUCACAUUGCCAAUGUGUCAUUUUAAAUAUCUGCUGAUGUUUUGUAUGCAUCUGAGUGUAAGCUCACUACAAACUUCUGGUCGUGCUUUUAUUCGGGGGUACAAAGAAAGUUAUGAAAUAGCACAGUCCCAAAUGCCUCCUCUAAUUAAUUAAAGCUCUGGGGGAAAGUCUAAAAUCCUGUUGGCCAGUAAGUUCUUCCGCGCUCCUCUGAAAAUAGUUUGGCAAUAGUGCCAUCUACCGAAUGCUAAGCUUCAGAGUAAGAGGAAACAAUACACAGGAGUGGACAACCUCGUAAUUUAUUUAAAAAAGCGAGCAAAUGGGCUGGAUUAACAAUGAUCCAGUCUAAAGAUUCAGACUCUGAAAGCCUCAACACUGAUAGGAUUAAGGAUAUCACUCAGCCUAACUUCCUGCCCCUCCCGUCUGUGCCUAAGCAGUGUGUAUUGUUUCUCCGUAUUCCAGAAUGUCACUCAGCAGAAAAUGUUCAACUUUCAAGUAACAGUAGAUCAAAUGAGAAAAAGCAGUUGUACUAUUCACCUCAGAAUAAAUCAUUAGAAUUAAAUAUGCAGUCCACUAUUUAUCUAACAACGUAAAAGAAUUGAGUAUUUUACAAGAUGACAAUUCAAAUCUGAGAAAAGGUUAGAUUAUUAAGUUAGAUUAAGUUAGAUUAUUAUGGGAGAAAUAUUAGCUCUAUAUUCAUAACUUUCAUCAAAAUGAAUUUUAGAUGAAAUAAAAGUUUAAGUGCUAGAGCACAUAAAUAAACAUACAAAAGAACUAGCAGGCAAUAUGAGUCAAUUCAUAGUUUUAGGGUGGGGGAAAAAGCCUUUCAAUCAUAACACUCAAGGAGAGAACUAAAAAGAUGGAUGGAUUGGACUAAUUAGAAAGGUAAAACUUCUACAGAGUAAAAAAUAAACCAAAUUAAGAGGAAGUACUAUGUGUGGUAGAUGGAGCAAAGAGUCUAAAUCUCUAACAUAUAUCAAAAACUUAAAAAUCACCACUUUGAGAAAGUUUCCCUCAUCUACAGUCUCUGUGCUUCUUCAUCUUUUUUGUCUGUUCACCCCACUAAACAGGAAGCACAGACAGCAAUAAGCAUUAUCUAGUUUGCUUAUUGUUAUUUCUCUAGAUCUUAAUACAGAGCUAGACACAAAUAUUGAAAUCAUAUUCACUGAAUGAGUGAAAAUUGAAUGAAUAGCAUAAAUUAUAUUUUAUGACUCAAAAAGAAUCCAACUUUUUAGUAGAACAUUGAAAUUCUGGACAUAAAAUGAUAGGGCACCACAACCUAAUAUAAUUCACUUAUAAUAACUAUGAAAGCAUUUGAAUGUAUAAGUAAUAAAAAUACAGAUGACUAUAAUAAACUCCUUUUUGAAACUCAAAAAGUCAGAGCCCAUGAAGAAUUAAAGUUCCCAGAGACAGCAAGACAGAAUGGAAUGAAUGUUCCCUUACACUCAACAGGAGUGUAGGUUGAUUCAGCCUCUCUGAAAAAUAUUUUGGCACUAUAGUUUUCCUGCAUGCCCAGUAAUUCCACAUUAAGGAGAUUCUCUCCUUUUAGAAGUUCCAGGGAAAAAAUGAGCUAAGAUGCCUUUAUUCAUUACUCACAAAAUUAUGUAAGAAGGUAUGUUUAUAGCAGCAUUAUUUGAGAAAUAGAAAAAAUAAAUAAUCCUACAUUAUAUGCUUAGUUAAAUGUGAUACAUCCUUUCAAUGGGAUACUGAGGACCAAUUAAAAAUAAACGUCAUGUGUAUUCAAUGAAAUGUAUAAGCUAUUGUGAAAUGAAAGGGAAGUUACAGAAUAAUAUUAGUGUAUGGUCCCUUUUUAAAGACAUAUGUAUAUACAUGUGUACAUUAAAGGGUCUGAAAAGAUAAUUGCCAAAUGUAUAACAGCAUUUAUCUAUGGGAGGUGAGAUUUGGAGCAAUUACUUUUUCUUUUUGCAUAUCUGUAAUUUCUAGUUUUUUCCACAACGAGCAUGUAAUAUCUGUAUAAUUUUUUCAGGGAAUAAACAAUGAUGUUCACAAUAUACAUUAAAUGAAAAAAUAUUAUAAAAUAGUAUAUAUAUAGUAUGAUACAAUAUUUGUAAAAAAGAAAAUUAUAUAUAAUUAUACCUAUAUAUGUAUAUAUAUAUGCAUAAGAAAGCUAGAAGGACAUACACUACAAUGUUAAUAGCAGCUAUCUAUGGGUAGUGGGAUUAUGGGUGAUUAUUUUUUCUUUUUUCUUUGCUGUGUUUUCUAAUUUUUCUACAAUCAACAUGUAUUACUUGUGUAAUAAAAACUAAUAAUAAAAGUUUUAAAAAUA